Tarenaya hassleriana is the source of this 1100-nucleotide messenger RNA. RefSeq names its product ras-related protein RABF2b. Gene Ontology annotation, molecular function: GTP binding; GTPase activity. Bases 223 to 825 code for a protein of 200 amino acids. NCBI's taxonomy places the organism in Eukaryota, Viridiplantae, Streptophyta, Magnoliopsida, Brassicales, Cleomaceae. The transcript has 7 exons. The record is from RefSeq and is a predicted model, not a curated record.
AUAUUUGUUUGCUUUUCGCUUUCGUUCUCGAGGAGGUCGAGAGAGAGGUCGAGAUUUAGAUUGGUUGACGACGCAUUUCUGCGCGCGCGCUCUCGCUCUCUCUCUCUCCCCCCCUUGGCCUUGGAAAGUUUCUCCGCCUUUGAUUGUCAACGCGUCUCCUCUAAGGAUUUCUCUUUGAGCUGAAGAUUCUCGAGCUCUGCUGGACGAUCCGGAUCGAUAAUCAUGGCUAGUGCCGGAAACAAGAGCAUUAACGCGAAAUUGGUGUUACUUGGAGAUGUCGGGGCUGGGAAAUCGAGUCUCGUGCUGCGGUUUGUUAAAGAUCAGUUUGUUGAAUUCCAGGAAUCAACCAUAGGUGCUGCUUUUUUCUCUCAAACAUUAGCUGUGAAUGAUGCGACUGUAAAGUUUGAGAUAUGGGAUACAGCUGGUCAGGAACGAUACCAUAGCUUGGCUCCAAUGUACUACAGGGGUGCAGCUGCUGCAGUUAUUGUCUUUGACAUUACAAAUCAAGCAUCGUUUGAGAGGGCAAAGAAAUGGGUCCAGGAACUGCAGGCACAAGGCAACCCAAAUAUGGUUAUGGCCCUUGCUGGGAACAAAUCUGAUCUGUUAGAUGCAAGGAAGGUUUCUGUAGAAGAAGCAGAGACGUAUGCUCAGGAGAACGGCCUCUUCUUCAUGGAAACAUCAGCAAAGACUGCGACUAACGUCAAAGACAUAUUCUACGAAAUCGCAAGGAGACUACCUCGGGUGCAGCCAGCACAAAACCCAACGGGAAUGGUUCUCUCAGACAGGCCUGCGGAAAGGGCAGUGAGUUCAUCCUGUUGUGCCUAGAUAUGUUUACACACACCCGUUUGGAUGCCUCUCCUACGCUUCCUGGAACCACUGGCUUCAUAAUAUAUAAAUAUAAAACGGUCAAAGUAGACAUCAAGACCUCUGUUUGCAUAUCUUGGUUUUCUGCUUUUGCUUGUGUACAUGACAAACUGCCUUGCCAAUGUGAAAGAUACUUGUGUGGCAGAUUUAUUCGCUUUUGUAAUUAUAUCCUAUGAUGACUAGUGUGUGCGAAUCUGUCCUUUUGCUGUUCUGAAAAUAAAAAAACGUUUCUCCAA